CUAUCUUGCCGGUGAGUUCCAGGCUUCUUCUCACCGCUGUCUGUCUGCUCGGUUACUGUACUCUACUGGAGAUGCCAAGAUGGCUGCAAGCAAUUAUUUCGGCUUCACACAUGGUGCCGGUCCGCAAUACAGUACCCAGCCUCCCCCGGCCUACUCCCAUCCCUCUACAGCCAGUUACAGCGUCCAGCAGGCUCCAGCUGUGGCUCAUGCAGUGACUGCAUCCUACUCCCCAGCUCCGGUCCAGGCAGCCCGACCUGUGGUCACCGCCCCUUACCCUACCUAUCAGACCCACCAGGCUCCCCCUGACUAUACCUACCGGCAGCCAGGCACCCCGGCACCCCCGCAGCCCACUACCACCCCACAAACGUACCAAGUAUACUCGGAAACGCAGGACAACUACAGCUACGGGCGUCCUGCAGCCGUGACUACCUAUGACAAUAAACAGUACUACCAGACAAGUAUAGCUCCGGCUCAGAGGACACCCACAGAGAAUUACUACCAGACUGUAGGAGUAAAGAGCGCUUACAGCCCAGCCCCCUCCACCGUGUACAGCCAGCCUCCUCCUCCCCAGAGGCAGGUAACGGCCCUGAAGCCUCUGGCCCCCUCUGUGUCCACCAGCUACAACAUCUACCCAGUGUCCACCAGUGUCCAGCAGCCGCCCACACCCAUCUCAUCCUACACCCUCGGCUCCUCCUUUGGCUCCACUGUUUCCGCCACCACCUACUCAGGCAUUAGCUACCCCAGUUAUGACUCAACUGGCUACACCUCCACAUCCACCCCCUCCUAUUACCAGCCGGCCCAGCAGUCUCUCAACCAGCCGCAGCCUCCACCUCAGCAGCCCCAGCAGCCGCAACAGCCCCAGCCCCCCAUCCAGCCGCCACCUAAGCAACUGACGAGCUCCUCCUGGAGCAACUCGGGCAGCAACAUGGUGACAGCUCCGACUGUAAACACUUACAAAAAGCCCACGUUUCACCAGAGCAAGCUGCAGAAGCCCAAAGGGCCUCCCAAGCAGCCCCAGCUCCAUUACUGUGACAUUUGCAAGAUCAGCUGUGCAGGCCCUCAGACGUACCGGGAGCACCUUGAGGGCCAGAAGCACAAGAAAAAGGAAGCUGCCCUUAAAUCUGGGGGGCAGACGGGGGCCAGCAACGGGCCCAGAGGGGUCCAGACUCAGUUACGCUGUGAGCUAUGUGACGUCUCCUGCACCGGAGUGGAUGCCUACGCUGCCCAUAUCCGUGGGGCCAAACACCAGAAGGUGGUGAAACUUCACACCAAGCUGGGCAAGCCUAUACCUUCCACCGAGCCAGUGUUGGUAAAUUCGGCUCCAGUUAUCACAACCUCGACGGCUGGGAAACUUCCAGUCUCCACAUCCACUUCUGCCUCUGUCUCAACCACUUCAACUCCCACUGUGACGCCCAAACAGGUGUCAGUAAACGCCACGGCUAAAACGGCACCAGUCAAGAAACCAGCUCCUUCCAAAAUAACUGUCAUUUCCAACAAGCAUGUCAGUGCUCCAGCAGCUGCAGUGACAGCGGCGGUGGUGGCUGCCAAGGUGGUGGAGGAGCCCAUGCAGCAGUCAGUUCAGAGAAUGGACCUUCAGAGUGACGAUGAGGACUGUGACAGAGCUGGAGGCCAGGGAGACAUCCAGCCAGUGGGACAUGACUACGUAGAGGAGGUCCGUAACGAUGACGGCAAAGUGAUUCGAUUCCACUGUAAACUGUGUGAGUGCAGCUUUAACGACCCCAAUGCUAAAGACAUGCACCUGAAAGGAAGAAGGCACAGACUCCAGUACAAGAAGAAAGUGAAUCCGGAGCUUCCUGUGGAGAUCAAGCCCAGUAACCGGGCCAGGAAGCUGCAGGAGAGCAAGCUGAAGAAGCAGAAGCAGAAGGCGGUGCUGAAGAGACAGAGAGACGAUGAGCAACGCUGGCACAUGGAGAUGAGGUCAGACUCGUGGCCAAAGCGAUAUGAGGAGGACAUGUACUGGAGGAGGAUGGAGGAGGAGCAGAUGUACUGGGGGGAGCAGAGACGCAGGAUGGCUCCUCCACCGUUGAUGAGCCGCCCUGGUAUGCCGGUACCCCCUCUACUGACGUGUGUGCGUCGGCCAGACUCUCCUGAUGACCGUCACAUCAUGGCUAAACACUCGACCAUUUACCCAGUAGAGGAAGAGCUGCAGGCUGUUCAGAGGAUCGUCUCCCACUCUGAGAGAGCCCUAAAACUAGUGUCAGACUCCCUGCUGGAGAAGGAGACACCAGCUGUUGAAACCGCUGCUACUGAAGGAGGAGAUGAUAAAGGUACUGAGAACUCAGGACGGCUGCUAAAAGGCGUGAUGAGGGUGGGUAUCCUGGCCAAAGGCCUGCUACUUCGUGGGGACAGAAAUGUUGAGCUCAUCCUGCUGACUGCUAAGAAACCCACCAUCUCUUUACUGAAGAACAUCGCCAAGCAUUUGCCCAAAGAACUGGAGACAUUUUCUGAAGAUCAGUAUGAGGUGCAGGCUCACCCCGAGGAGGCGAACAUCGUGAUAUUUUCAAGCAAGGAGCCCAAAAUGCAGGUGACCAUUUCUCUCACCUCGCCGCUGAUGAGGGAGGACCCUGCUUCUGAGAAGGACAAGCAGGCAGCAGGAAAAGCGGCUGAGAAAGGUGUAGCUGAAAAGGAACCGACUGAUCUUCUGAAUAAGAGGAAAUGUCUGGAAUACCUGGCUUCUCUCCGUCACGCCAAAUGGUUUCAGGCUCGUGCCAACGGGCUGCAGUCCUGUGUGAUCAUCAUUCGGGUGCUCAGAGAUUUAUGUCAGCGGGUUCCCACCUGGGGGAAGAUGCCCGGCUGGGCGAUGGAGCUGCUGGUGGAGAAAGUGAUCAGCAGUGCUGCAGGCCCGCUCAGCCCAGGAGAGGCCAUGCGCCGAGUCCUUGAGUGCAUCUCCACUGGCAUCCUGCUACCAGAUGGACCAGGGUUGAUGGACCCAUGUGAGAAAGACACAACAGAUGCUUUGGAAAGCAUGAUGCUUCAAGCCAGAGAGGACAUAACUGCCAGCGCACAGCAUGCUCUGCGGCUGCUUGCUUUCCGUCAGAUCCACAAGGUUCUGGGCAUGGAGUCUCUGCCGGCGUCCAAGGCCAGCGCUCGCAACCGCAAGCGUCGACGGGACGGCAGCGAAACGGGCGAAGGGGAGGGGGAGGGCAAAAAAGACAAGAAGGAAGAAGCAGAGAGCGCUUGACCUCUGCCUCCAGAGCGGAGGCGUUUGCUAGUUUAGAGACUGGUAGAAUGUCACAACUUUCAAAUUUUUCUUAUCUUGAAAACAAUCUUAACACGCAGCUAUACACAUAUGAAUAUAACUGACUGUACAUGUUACAUGUCUACCCUUGAAUUAUGAGGAGUGAUGUGUUGGGAGGAGACUGAAGCUUGAGACUGCAAAUCCUUCUCUCGUAUAGUGAUUCCCCCGCAGAUUUAGUGUCUUUUUAAAGUGGGCAGAGAAAAUUGACUCAAUAAAAAUCAUGAAAAUGACUGAUAGCAUCAUUCCAGUUCAGUAUAAUUGCACACUAACUACUGACCAUCCCUCCCCCUGUUUAUUUACACUAGUUAAACCGCCACCGUCAACUACAGUUGUGUUGUUUUCUAUGACGUUAAAGCCUCCAGUUAAAUCAUCAGCACCUUAAGCUUUAUUUCCAGCGGAGUUUGAACUCUACUGCUGAACUGAUGAUGGUGUUAAACAAAAAAAAAAAGAUGGGGAUUUAAGUUUAGAAGUUUCGAAACUGUGAGAAAGAUUACGGAAGACUGACAGGAUCUACAGCACGUAGAUACAGUACUGUGAUGUUCAUUGUGCCUAAGAUGACACAUUAAUAAUAGAAUAGUAACGUAGUGUUUCAACAUUUCCUCCUCAUAUAUUAUGAAAACUUGAGAAAGAAAAGUUGUAUCACACCUUAAAAACAAGGUUACACUAAAAUAACUUCCCCUUGAAAAUACGUCAUUAAGGUUUAGCGAGAAAAGACACAGAAGCUCUGCUAUGUGUGGUUUUUCUGUAGAGGUCACACUGGAGACUGAAUCUGUCUGAGGAAAGAGAGAAGUCUUAUGUUGCACAGUCUGUAGCAUGCUGAGGGAAUGAAGCACUUAAAGAAAUGAAAAUGUUACUGUAUGCAGCCAUAAUUUUAUCAUUUGAAUAAUAUGCCUAGUAAUCUUUUUUCUUCCAGAAAUAUGGUUAGCAGAAGAGAGACGCUUUAAUCCGAGAAAUAAGACUGAAUACCUACUGUAAUGAUCAAGUAGUCCUUUGACUUUCUUCCUUUGUGCCUGCAUCAUGUUGUGUGUUACAGAGAAAGGGGAACAUUUGAGUUACGUCAGGUUAAUAUUGUAAUGAUAUAAUUUCACAAAGAUGUAGGACGGGGGAAGGGACAGUUGCACAACUCUUUGGCUUAAAAGAUGGACUUGAGAAAUUAUUAUUGUGCCGUUUUUAGUUUGAUUUUCAUUUAUCAAGAGCAUCAUAUAUAAGUAGGCUUUAUUUCUGAAGGAAGUCUAUUUUGUAUUGUUUAAAAGUGUGAACGUCUGUCCUUUAUUAUUUGAAUGUCUUUGUAGUGCUGCCUAAAAAUUAAGGGGAGAUAUUAAAACACUUUUAAGCCA
Messenger RNA from Sebastes umbrosus (honeycomb rockfish), 4596 nucleotides. It is a transcript of the gene zfr2, whose product is annotated as zinc finger RNA binding protein 2. The record is from RefSeq and is a predicted model, not a curated record. Lineage: Eukaryota; Metazoa; Chordata; Actinopteri; Perciformes; Sebastidae. The coding region runs from base 80 to 3202 and encodes 1040 amino acids. Gene Ontology annotation, molecular function: zinc ion binding; double-stranded RNA binding; single-stranded RNA binding. Gene Ontology annotation, cellular component: precatalytic spliceosome. The transcript has 19 exons.